CACUGGAGACUAGUUGACUGCGGCCCUAGAAGGAAUAUUGUGUGGAUCCGCCAUCAACAUCAAAAAUACUUAAAUAAAAUUAAACGAUACAAGAGACGCAUCUCUAGCUCUUUUUCAACGGUUACCCGCUAUAUCGGUCAGUAGGCCUAUCGAAUAGUCGUCAAAAAUCAUAAUAUAAAAAAAAACAGUCAUGAAAAUUAAUGAAAAGGGAACUCAAACAAAUCUGAAAAGGGGCAAACAGAAAACUGAGGAUGAACCAAUACCGACGAAGGAUGUGCAAAUACAUACUACGCCACAUGAGAAGCCGACACCGGCGAAUCCUGCCCUAGAGCAAAUUCAAAAGAUAUUUGAUUGUAAAUUUGAAAUAUUUGGGAUUGUGCAAGGUGUUUCAUUUCGAAUGUACACGAUGCGGAGGGCCGAGAAGCUAGGCGUGCGUGGCUGGUGUAUGAACUCCCCACACAAUACGGUCACGGGCCAAAUACAGGGCUAUGAAACAGCGUUUGAGGCCAUGCGUCUCUGGCUUGAACACACUGGUAGUCCGACUAGUCGGAUUGACAAGUGCAUUUUUGGUAUCACCAAUGAAGUGAACCACUUUACGUUUGAUUCUUUCACUAUUCGAAACGAAUAACAUUUUCAAUUGGACCAUUAUUGAAAUAAUCAAAAUAUAUUUUUGGGUUCCCGUGAAACUAUCGUGGUACCAUCGAGCAUAUCGAUGCGAUUCCCAAGU
Molecule: messenger RNA, 727 nt
Organism: Drosophila guanche
Lineage: Eukaryota; Metazoa; Arthropoda; Insecta; Diptera; Drosophilidae
Product: acylphosphatase-2
Exons: 4
Coding region: 191-628 (145 amino acids)
Molecular function (GO): acylphosphatase activity
Source: RefSeq, a predicted model, not a curated record